UUUUCCUAUGGUAUAUAAAAAGAGAGAGAGAGAGAGAGAGAGAGGGCAGACAGAUCGCUCGUUGAAAAGAGACGAGACUGGUAGAACGAUUUUCUCUCCCGUGUAUCGAGGGAUCCAAAAUCAAACCCCUCCUGCAAGGCUGCAAUCUAGCGUUUCUCCAAUCCGUUUGGUCUCACAUUUUCUUCAACAAGGUUUGCGCCGGCCAUGACGAUUCCAGAUUCGGGUUACAUGAUGGAGGAAAACGGAGUGAUGGGGAUACCGUUAACGCCGGAGGAAGAGAAACGGAUCGUGACCGAGUUAACCAACGAGGCAGAGUCUAAUUUGAAAGAAGGCAACUUGUAUUACGUUGUUUCCAAUAGGUGGUUCACAAGCUGGCAAAAAUUCACUGGGCAAGAUGCUGGCGAUUAUUUGCUGGACAAUUCUCAGACUUUGGUUUCGUCAAAGCCAGUGGAUAGACCUGGACCAAUUGAUAAUUCUGAUAUAGUUCUGAAUGGAAAUGAAUCCGAGAUUGAUGAUCUAGAGCUUCAUAGAAAUUUGAUUGAAGGAUGUGAUUAUGUUUUAGUUCCUCAACAAGUUUGGGAGAAGCUUUACGACUGGUACAAGGGAGGGCCAGCAUUACCUCGGAAAUUGAUUUCCCAGGGUGACGUUAACAAGCAAUUCAAUGUGGAGGUUUACCCCCUUUGUCUAAAGUUAAUUGAUUCUAGAGACCACAGUCAAACAGUUAUAAGGUUCAGUAAGAAGGCUUCAUUACAUGAUCUUUAUGAGAGGGUGUGUACAAUCAAAGGUAUAGAGCCAGGAAAGGCACGAAUCUGGGAUUAUUUCAAUAAACAGAAACAGUCGAUGCUGGAGGAUUCAAACCAGACCCUUGAGAAAUCUGAAUUGCAGAUGGAUCAAGAGAUUCUUCUGGAGAUCCAAUUUGAUGGACUUUGGCCCCCUGGAUUUGGUAUGGAUUCAACGGGAAAUGAGUUGGCUUUGGUUCCAAUAGAACCCUCAAGAUCAUCUGUGACGAUUGCUGGUGGCCCAGCUUUGUCCAAUGGUCAUUCAACAAGUUAUGGUUCGAGUUUUUAUCAUGCAAAUACUCUAAGUUCAGGUUCUGCAGACAAGGAAGAUGCUUUUGACAUUUCAAGGACUGCCACAAAAGCAGAUAGGGGAGGGUUGGCAGGAUUGCAGAAUUUGGGCAAUACUUGUUUUAUGAAUAGUUCUCUUCAGUGUUUAGUGCAUACACCUCCCCUUGUUGAGUACUUUCUGCAAGAUUACACUGAUGAGAUCAACAAACAGAAUCCGUUAGGUUUGCAUGGUGAGCUUGCACUUGCAUUCGGUGAGUUACUGAGAAAACUAUGGUCUUGUGGAAGGACACCAAUUGCGCCUCGUGCAUUUAAGGGAAAAGUUGCUCGAUUUGCUCCCCAGUUUAGUGGGUUCAAUCAGCAUGAUUCUCAAGAACUCCUUGCCUUCUUGCUGGAUGGGCUGCAUGAAGAUUUGAAUCGUGUUAAGCAAAAACCAUAUUUUGAAGCGACGGAUACUGAUGGUCGCCCUGAUGAGGAGGUUGCAGAUGAGUGUUGGAGAUAUCACAAGGCUCGGAAUGAUUCCAUAAUCGUAGAUGUUUGCCAAGGCCAAUAUAAAUCAACUUUGGUUUGCCCAGCUUGCAACAAAAUUUCAAUAACAUUUGACCCAUUCAUGUACCUAUCCUUACCGCUUCCUUCUACGGUCACUCGGACAAUGACAGUGACUUUAUUUUUGGGUGAUGGGAGUGCUCUCCCAAUGCCAUACACGGUUACUGUCCUGAAACAUGGCUCUUGUAAGGAUCUCAGUAUGGCAUUGGGUACUGCAUGUGGCUUAAGGAGUGAUGAAACCCUGUUGCUUGCAGAGGUCUAUGAACAUGGAAUAUUUCGUUUUUUUGAUAGUCCUUUGGAACCAUUGCCUUCUAUAAAAGAUGAUGAAUGUAUUGUAGCCUACAGACUUCCUAAGCGGGCAGAUUUGACAAGGCUAGAGAUAGUUCAUCGACACAUAGAAAAAUUUUUGCCAGAUAAUUUGAAGGGAAGUGAGAGGAAGCUUUUCUUGACACCCUUGGUUACUUAUCUGGAGGGUCCACAAACUGGAGCUGACAUUGAACUUGCUGUUAGCACAGUGCUGUCUCCUUUCAAAAGGGAGACUUACUGCAGUCCAACUAGUAUUCCGAGUAGAAUCAAUGAAAAUGGCUCUGCCUCGGAAUCUAUUGUCGAAUCAACAGACGGCUGUGCUUCCCAUCCUGAACUGGGAAACCAUUCGAUGGAUAAUGUGGAAGUGGAAGAGAUGUCCGGCAUGGAGUUGACUUUUCAGCUCUUCCUAACAGAUGAUAAGGUUUUGAACUGCAGGCCCAUUUUAGAGGAUACACAUGUAAAAACCGGACAACCGGUUAAGGUUAUGCUAGAUUGGACUGACAAAGAAAAUGAGUUAUAUGAUUCCAACUACCUAAAGAAUCUUCCUGAGGUUCGGAAGACCGGGCUCACUAUGAAGAAAACUAAGCAAGAAGCUGUCUCAUUGUUUUCAUGCUUGGAUUCCUUUCUAAAGGAGGAACCUUUAGGGCCUGAUGAUAUGUGGUAUUGUCCUCGCUGCAAGGAACACAGGCAAGCCACCAAAAAGUUAGAUUUGUGGAGGUUGCCGGAUAUACUAGUCUUUCACUUGAAAAGGUUUUCAUACAGUCGAUACCUGAAGAACAAACUGGACACCUUUGUGAAUUUCCCGAUUCACAACCUUGACUUAAGCAAGUAUGUGAAAUGCAAUGAUGGAUUUGGACAAUCUCAUGUAUAUGAGCUCUAUGCCAUUAGCAACCAUUAUGGUGGCCUUGGCGGAGGGCACUACUCUGCGUAUGCUAAGUUAGUUGAUGAGGACAGAUGGUAUCAUUUUGAUGAUUCCCAUGUUUCACCCGUUAGCGAAGGUGACAUCAAGACUUCUGCUGCUUAUGUGUUGUUCUACCAAAGAGCUAAAGUUGGACACGCUGAAUCAGGGGAGCCAUCCCAGGGUCAAGUGAAUAUUUAAAGUCCAUGUUUAGGUGCAUCUGUGUUUCAAUUUUCCUUUUCACAGCUCUCAGUGCAUAUGCUUCAGAAAGUUGCUCUGGUGGUUGAAUUCUCUCUCUAGCGUGGAGUUUUUGGGGUUGCAGAGGAAACCUGCUGGGAUGUAGGUUGAAGACGACGACAGUGGGUAGGCAUGAAGCACAGUAUCAGGGUUUCUUUUUGGUCGCAGCUUAUCUCGGUUAAAAAGAUCCAGACAAUAUGGGAAGAGGACUAGAUUAAUUUUUUCCUUUUACGAUACGUUUAGGAAGAAAUUUCCUUUUACGAUACGUUUAGGAAGAAAUUUCGGGGGGGGGGGGGGGGGGGGGGGGGGGGGGGGGGGGGGGUGUGGGUGGGGUUUGCAGUACGUUGAUAGAUACUGGAUAUAUUAUUGUUGUAAAGCCUUCUCACCUAUAGGCAAUUUUCACAAAUACUUGCCCGGAGGAACUUGUUUUGCUUUUCCCCUGUUGACAAUUGGACCAACCAUUUUUGGUUCUACUGUCCCCGCCAAUUUAUGGUCUGUGUAUGCUUUGCUCAUAUUUUGAGUUUUGUAUUCAAAUACAUUCGGUGUAAUGCAGACGGCAUACCCCUCUAUUUCCACAUUAUUAA
Messenger RNA from Rhododendron vialii, 3635 nucleotides. Its product is annotated as ubiquitin carboxyl-terminal hydrolase 9-like. NCBI's taxonomy places the organism in Eukaryota, Viridiplantae, Streptophyta, Magnoliopsida, Ericales, Ericaceae. The transcript has 14 exons. Gene Ontology annotation, molecular function: cysteine-type deubiquitinase activity. The coding region runs from base 205 to 3015 and encodes 936 amino acids. The record is from RefSeq and is a predicted model, not a curated record. Gene Ontology annotation, biological process: protein deubiquitination.